AUGAUCGAGGCAAGCAUGACGCGGCUGGCUAAGAGCCUUCAGACCCUGAGCGAACUGCCUCGGUUCUUGGUGCCCCGGCGGGUGCUGCAGCUGGCUGAUGCUUUCCACAAUUCCCAUGGAUGGGGUCUGGAGCGGACCUUCAACCGCUGGUGCCUUAAGCUGCCUGCACGGGCAUGCCUUCCGGAACCAUACGAGUGCAUGGAUGCAGAUCAACAUUUUUAUUAUGUUCAUGAUACAUGUGCUGAUGCUUUCAUGCAUGGAUCGAAGCAUUCAUUUCGCAUCUGCAGGUUCCAGGUGGGGAAUGAGGAAGCAAAGCACAAUGUCACCAUCGGUGUGCUUCUUCCUCACGAAGUCUUCGCUCGCAUGCACGACUUCGGAGGGCAUCUGUUCAGCGACUUCUUGACCGGAACUCCAGAGGAUCUCGAGAAAUUCUGGCAGCAGAAUGCCGACCUUUCGGACGAAAUUGCUGGAGCAUGGGGCCCGCAGGAGGUGCGAGACCAGAUCCUGGAGAUCAUUGCAUGGUCUUUCCGCUGCCUGGGUCGUGGCCGCUGGCCUCGACGAGACCCUUUCGGUCAAGAGUGGCCAAAAGGAUAUCGGAGAGACAAAGUUGGCCAGCCUUUGGCCGGAGAGUGGCGAGCUGUGAUGGCUGGGCUUCAAGGCGACCAAGACUGGUUUCAUAAGAUAUUUCGAUUCCAACGAGACUGGAAGGAGUGUUGCCAGUACUGUGCGGCAACGCAGAUCGUGGAGCCCGGUGGGAGCCACGACAUGCUGUACACUGAGUUUGGAGUUUACCCAGAUAUUCUGCACAUUCUGGACUUGCAAAUAUCUGUGGAUUGUAUUACUUCGGCCUUGCUGGACUUUUCCGACGCUGGCAAAGCACCAGGUCGUUCGCGAGAUGCUAGACUGCGGGCAAUUGGCUAUGAGUACGCAGACUGGUGUCGGCAGGAAGGAGUGCAGGAUCGUGCCAAUCCCAAGCUGUUCCUGUCAAAGACCUUGGGAGAAAGCAAGGAUUAUCCUCACGUUUCGCAGAAAUAUCUCAAGGCAGCUGCUUCUCGAUACAUGGUUUACUUUAUGUACGACUUCUCGAGAAAAAAGGAGGAUGAGGUUCGUGCCAGCCUUUUCGGAGCAUUGAGCACCAUGCUGACAGUGUUUGCUGAACACCCGCGCUACUGGGACCACGAUGCCGAGGAUUGCGAUGGCCACCCAGAGAUCGUCCUUGAGCGGGCAUAUAUGCAGUACAGAUCCGUGUACGAUGCCCUGGCCCGCGAAGCAAUCGAGCAAGGGGUGUACAGGUAUAACCUGAUCUUGGAUUGGGUUCCUGAGGCCGGGAAUCCCCGGUACUACAGUUGUUUCCUCGACGAGGAUCUCAUCGGCAAGGCGGAUCGUCGAGCACUCGCAUCCUCGCACCAUGAGCUUGCGGGCCUUGCAGCAUUACUGCCUGCUAGCCGCCCUCCGUUGGGGGGGCUCAUAGGAUCCAGGGACCGCGGCUCCAGUGGGGACUGGAGAAAGAUGAGUGGAGCGUCUGACAGUGGCGCGACAGCAGUGACGCGUAACAAAGACGGAAUACCAUGCUGGAGCGGGGAAGCAGGGUCUUUCGUGGAGUACGAGGAGGCCGCUCUCCUGUGGGAGCAGUCUUUGACAUGGGAGAAGCGGUACACUGCUGGGCCGAGGCUAGUUCAGGAACUGUCUGGAGCGGCUCGCCGCUUUGUGGCAGGCCAGAGCGCGGGAUGGGUCGCCUACAGAGGCGGCGUGAAGGCGCUCAUGGACCACCUUCGCAAGGCACUGGGAAAGCCCCGCGUCAACGAGGUGACCGAUCUUCUGGCAUUGUACUUCAAGGGCACAAAGCGCAAGGCGAACGAGAGUAUGAAUGAAUACAUCACCAGGAAGACGGAAGCCUACAUGCGGGCGAGCCAGGCUUUGAAGCGGGUCCAGCCACACUAUGACCGGGACACGACGACCACCCAGACCAGUGUGGGCACGUACAGCAGGCGAAGCAGCUACGAUACUAUGAGUGGAUGGGGCCGGCAGUGGACACCGGCCACCGAGGAGCCGGGCACCAAUGAGACUGAGGCCUCCACCGAGGCCACCGCCAACCCGGAGACCGGAGAUACCGGAGAUGAUCAGUGGCAGACAAGGUGGAACACCUGGGGCGCUUCAUCGUGGGGAUGGUCACCCUGGGGUGGAUACGGCAGCUGGGGAGCACAACCCUGGCAAGGCUCUUCAUGGGGAGCCUCUUCUACUUCGUCUUCGCUGGGGGAGACCGCCCCCGGACUACCGGAUCUUCUCCCCUCCUUCAUCCAAGGCUGGUACCUCCUCGCGGACUCCAACCUCGACCACGCCGAGAAGAACAUUGUCCUCACCGCCUUGGGCGGGGACUUCGCACCGCAAAAGGUGGCUCAGGAACUCCGCAACCAAUUCCCUGAAGGGGAAGUCCGUCGCCGUGAUCAACGGCGAUACCAGAGCUACAUUGGCGAGGCCUUCGAGGACUCCGGCGACGAGGAUGCGAAGGACUACUCCUACGGGUUCUCCAUCGAGGAGCUGAGCGAGGGCGGCAUGAAUGAAGAGGGCAUCGCCUUGGUCGUGGACUACGAGGAGACGGCGAGGGAGGCUAUGGCAGCCCUCCACCAAGCAAAGCGGACAUUGAAGGAAGCUCGCCAGAAACAGCACUCCGUGAAGCAAAGCCGCAAGUACUACCAAAGCAAGCUUGGUGCGCAAAGCUCCGUAGCUGCCAUGGGCGGGAAAGGACAAGGUGGCAAAGGCCACUGGAGGCCCAGGCCUGAGCGGUGGGUCCACCUGGGCCCAUGGCAAGUGGACGAGGGCUUCACCCUAACGGCUGCGGAUCGGGACAGAAUCCGCAGUGAGUACAACGGCAGCAGUGCAGCUGUGCGACUACGUUCGUCUUGGGGCGAGCGGGCCCUAACGGUUUCUGGGCCUGAAGACUCCGCACACGCAGCAGCUACGGCUGCGUGGCGCUGCAUGGAGCAAAGAGCGGCAGAGGCAACCACCGUUCCGAAGCCUCCUGCAGCCAAGGCACGUGCAGCGGCGAAACCGGACCCAAGGCCACCGCAGCAGGAGCAGCAGCCAGAGCAACCUGCACCUCCCCGCUCCCACACGUGGCCGCAGCAGUCGCAGGAGCAGUCCUGGCCUUGGCCUGGGUGGUUGCCACAAGCUUGGCCAGCAGGCCAAGUUUGGCUGCCAACUUCGCAACAGUCUGGGGCUGCGGACGAAGCCGCCCGAGCAGCACAGGUGGCCCUGGCAAGGUGCGAGAGCCUGCAUGGUUCCAUGGUGGCCAUGUACAACAACUUCUUGGCAGAACUACGGCAGCAGGCCGCCAAAACUUUGCACUGCUUGCCAGCAACGGUAACUUUCUCCGAUGCUGCUGUUGUUGCAGGCAACGACAAUGUUUCUCACAGGCACGCCCGCCGGCAAGAGCGAGACAAGGCUUUAGAUAUUGCCCAAGAAGAGAACCUAUGCGGCAGCAUUCUUGCAAGCAUGGAUGUGCCCCUCGAAGGAAAGAACCAGCCGUACAAGUGGUUUUUCCUGAAUCCAAUGGCACUGAUUUUCAAAAUGGCAUCCGUCAGGCCAGAGUUCGGAGACCUCUUGCACAAGACAUCUUUACAGGAUGGCAGUAUGGAUUUGGUGCUGUAUUUUGACGAGAUCAAACCGGGCAACAUCCUUCGUCCAGAUGCUGGCCGUGCUCAACUCUGCAUUUAUUUCACUUUUGGAAAUCUGCCUCACUGGGCAAGAAGUCGUGCAUGGGGGUGGUGGCAUUUCGCCAGUUUUCCAAUGAAGCUUUUGGCUAAAGUGCCGGCGGGUGCAUCGUUUUUGAUGGCCCGUGUUCUGGAUGUAUUUUUUGGUAGAACAUCGUCACUGAACUUUGCAGAUGGUGUGCCGUGCAUUUCUAGCUGCGGUGCGUUCGCUCUGAAGGCACAUUUCAAGACACUGGUCGCCGAUGAGAAGGCUCUCAAGGAGGCCUGGUCGCUGAAGGGUGCCAGCGGCACAAAGCCUUGCUAUGAGUGUGCAAACGUGGUUGGGCAUUGCGCGAAAGAAGAUGUGAAUCCAGCAGGCUGGCUGCAACAUAUCACCUGCGCCGACAGGUCGAAGUUCCACGCCCACACGGAAAGCAGCUUCCGGAACAUGGCCAACAAUUUGGGGGCUGCCAGAACAGCCAGCGAACGCAACAAGCUUUCCCAGGCCUACGGUUUGACCUACCACUCUGACGGCCUCCUUUGGGAUGGGUUUUGGGGUGAGAAAGUGAGCCCGAUCAGACAGAGUUGCUGGGACUGGAUGCACGUGAUUGUUGCAUCUGGUGGUGUCGCUGCGUAUGAAUGCAACUCCUUCCUGUUGGAGCUGAAACGGCAAGGCAUUCCUUUGUCCACUUUGGAUGCAUUUGCUGGCAAAUGGAAUUUGCCGAAAGCCCGUGAUUCGCUGAGUGCUUCAUUUUUCCAAGAUCGUAUUCAAGAAGAUGGCGAGCCCUUGAGAGCAUUUGCAGGAGAAAUGUUGGAUGUAGUUGUGUUUCUGGACAUGUUUCAGCAACAUGCCCUGAAGCCACAGGGCAACCUGCCCCGACAUUGCAGAUGCCUGGAGCUGCUGGCCAGGAUUCUUGAGAUUCUGCUCAAAAGCGACCGGGCCGUUUCUCAUGUGGACGAAUUGGAGGCAUGCGUGGAUGAACAUGCGACCCUAUUCGUGGAGUUGUACGAGCACUGCGCCAAACCAAAAUUUCAUAUGCUCUUUCACAUCAGCAGUGCACUGCGGAGAUUUGGCAAUCUUUCUUGCUGGGGACCAGAGCGGAAACAUCGUGUUGUGAAGUCUUUGGUUGGCUCUUCUGUGGCCAAUGAGUUGCAGAACAACCUUGCCGUGCGAGCAUGCGGCCAGGAUUUGAAAGCAAUAGAAGAAGGUGUGUUUGAACCGACCGCUUUGGCCAGUCCUCUGACCGACCUUCAUUGGGCUGUGGAUCUGUUAGCUCCUGUCCUUGAUGGUGUGCAGCAUGUGCAGAGAUCCAGGAAGCUGUAUACAUCCCGUGGGUCCGUGUUUUGCGGUGAUGUGUUGUGGAGUCGAUGCCUGCAUGUGAUUUAUCAAGUGAAGGCUUGCCUGAUGGCUGUAGAUCAUGAAGGCCGGAAGCAUUUCCUUUUUCAUGUCAGUGAGCACAAAAGAGUCAAAGGCAAUCGCUUCGACGAAGCUGGAACAUUGGGACUUAUCUUCUACGAGGAGGAUCUUGUCGCAGUGCAGUACAGUGUGUCACUGGCUAGACAGAUUGUCAUCUACACUGGCACAAUGCUCGGGGAAGUCUGA
This is a messenger RNA of Symbiodinium sp. CCMP2592, 5292 nucleotides long. The record is from the annotation of a GenBank genome assembly. NCBI's taxonomy places the organism in Eukaryota, Dinophyceae, Suessiales, Symbiodiniaceae.